AUGAAUAAAAGAGGCAUGUCAAAACAGCAUUUCACAUAUCAUCCAUGUGAAGCGCCAGCGAACAGCGGUGAGACAAAAUCAAUGAAUCUAUUUCAAUCCGUCGGGAAUGCUAUUGAGCUGACACUAACUAAUAAACCAAAUUCUGUACUAUUCGGUGAAGAUGUUGGUUUCGGUGGAGUAUUUCGAUGUUCACUUGGACUUCAAGAAAAGUUUGGCAAUUCUCGUGUAUUUAAUACACCGUUAAGUGAACAAGCAAUCAUCGGUUUCGGCAUUGGUUUAGCAGCUAUGGGAACAACAGCGAUAGCAGAGAUACAAUUUGCCGAUUAUAUUUAUCCAGCUUUUGAUCAAAUUUGUAAUGAAGCAGCGAAAUUUCGUUAUCGUUCGGGUAAUAUGUUUAAUUGUGGAGCGUUGACAAUAAGAACACCAUGCGGUGCUGUUGGACACGGUGGUUUAUAUCAUUCACAAAGUCCCGAGGGGUUUUUUGGUCAUAUUACAGGUAUAAAGGUUGUAUUUCCCCGUGGUCCUGUUCAAGCGAAGGGUUUACUAUUAUCAUGCAUAGAAGAAGAAGAUCCGUGUAUAUUUUUUGAACCAAAAAUAUUAUAUCGUUCUGCAGUUGAAGAAGUUCCAACUGGUCAUUACCUAAUACCUCUGGAGACUGCUGAAGUAGUGAGAGAAGGAAAAGAUGUAACAUUCAUUGCUUGGGGUACACAAGUACAUGUAGCAUUAGAUGUAGCCAAUGAAGCAGCAGAAAAAUUGAAUAUAUCCUGUGAAGUUAUCGAUCUUAGAACAAUUUUACCAUGGGAUGAAGAGACAAUUUAUCAAUCAGUGCGUAAGACAGGUCGUUGUGUAAUAACGCAUGAAGCUCCAUUGACUUGCGGCUUUGGCGCUGAAUUAGCUGCUUCUAUACAGGAUAAUUGUUUUCUGUAUCUAGAAGCACCAGUACAACGUAUCACCGGCAUGGAUACACCAUUCCCGCAUAUCUUUGAACAAUUCUACAUACCAGACAAGUUACGAUGUUUAGAAGCUGUAAAAAAAGUUAUUCAUUACUAA
Messenger RNA from Trichobilharzia szidati, 1050 nucleotides. The record is from the annotation of a GenBank genome assembly. Lineage: Eukaryota; Metazoa; Platyhelminthes; Trematoda; Strigeidida; Schistosomatidae.